Perkinsus marinus ATCC 50983 is the source of this 293-nucleotide messenger RNA. RefSeq lists its product as hypothetical. The annotation marks the transcript as partial. The record is from RefSeq and is a predicted model, not a curated record. The transcript has a single exon. Lineage: Eukaryota; Perkinsozoa; Perkinsida; Perkinsidae.
GGGCUCUGUCUCACUUGGAAAUGAAACUACAAGGAGUAUGGAUAGCGGUGUGGUCGAGAAGGAGCCUUCGGCAGAGUCGAGUAGCCUUGAGGCUUAUUUGGCUCGACAACGCGAGCACCUGGCAACAGCGAUCUGUCGAGAAUGGAUUGCUCCCGGUGCUUCGCGUGAUCGGCAGAUGAGGCUGAGAUUAGCGUGUGAAGAGCUCGUUAGGCAAAGUUUUAACGAGGUUCUCACUGCAAGGGAGGAGGAACGGAGGAAAUCUGCUCACCGAUGCAUGCGAAAAUCGACUGAUG